AACAUGUACUGUGCGCAGCGCGCAGUGCGCAGUGCCGCAUGAUUUCGCACGUCGAUUAAUGUAGCGAUGCUAAUUGCAUCUAGCGCCUUUAUCAAUAUAAUGAGCACAUGGAAAUUGAUACAGCGACGGUGUUACGACUUGCUCUCGCAUAAAUACUCAUUGCUCGUAAUAUUGGUGGCGUUUACUUGCAUAUUCAUCGGCAUAGUGCACUUUGGAGAGGUAUGGCUAGUAUGGAGCAAAGAGCAAUACGAGGCGGUGUUUCAUUCCUUCAAUGACAAUAUUUUAGGAAGAUCUUUCCAAAAAAAACUGUGUCAGCACGUUCCUAUAGAUGUGGUUUACACAUGGGUAAAUGGAUCCGAUCCGAUGUUUUUACAAAGUCUUCAGAAGCAUGUGCCUGUUGUGGAUCUCAGUGCCGCAGCUUCGAGAUUCAGUGAUAAAGACGAGUUGCGCUAUUCGUUGCGAUCGUUGGAAAUGUAUGCACCCUGGGUGAGGCACGUUUACAUCGUUACCAAUGGUCAAAUACCAAGUUGGCUGGAUAUGGAUAAUCCACGGGUGACUCUAGUCACUCACGAAGAUAUUUUUCUGAAUAAAAGUGAUUUACCAACCUUUUCUAGUCCUGCUAUUGAAAGUCAUAUUCAUAGAAUACCUGGAAUUUCUGAUAAAUUUUUGUAUUUUAACGAUGAUGUCAUGUUAGGCGCCGAAAUAUGGCCGGAGGACUUUAUAACUCAAGCAGGUGGACAAAAGAUAUAUCUAGCAUGGUGGGUUCCUGAUUGUUCCGAAAUUUGUCCAUGGGCAUGGGUCGGCGAUGGAUCAUGCGAUCAUGCUUGUAAUACAACAUUAUGCGAAUUUGAUGGCGGUGAUUGUCAAACGACUGAUAUUCCUGUAGAUAGCGAGAUAAUGGAAGAGGAAGACGAUUAUCCAUACAAAUAUUUGCAAGAUUCUCGUGAAAACAAUGAGCUAAAAUUAUUAAGCAUCUUACGCAAUAAAAACAUUAAUCGAAAGGAUAUGUCAGCGUCAACAAUACAAACAUUAUAUACGUAUAAUUUUAAUACUACGAAAUCACUUCACACGUUUCGCAAUCUUGGAAAUAGCAAUUUUACGGACUUAGAAACGCGAAGCAGAAAAUUCGACGAUGGAGAGGAUUAUAAAUCUGCAAAGGAUUUUAAAUCUUCCCUGUAUUCCAGAUUCUUACAUGCAAAUAUGUCAAGCAGAACUGCGUAUCAUACUAAACGUUUAAAACGUUACCAUAACAUGAACGUGGUUCAGCCCAACAAUUCUGUCAAGUUCGAUAAAUUUACAUAUCCCAAUCAGUGGAAACGUAAUGCACGCGGACUUGACACCUAUGCGGAAUCAUUAUUAUAUGUAAAUAAAAUAUAUAAUGCCGCUUACGGCCUUGAAAGAAGGAGAGUACCGGCGCAUAUGCCACAUUUAAUGGAUAAGUGGAUUGUGAAUAGUAUGCAAGAGAAAUUCGAGUCUGAAUUUAAGAAAACGUCUAGUCAUAAAGUGAGAGAUCCUGAAGAUAUGCAAUUUGCAUUUUCUUAUUUUUAUUUUUUAUCUAGUGAGAAACGGAGAGUAUCCGUCGAAGAAAUAUUUGACAUGUUCGAUACUGAUAAAUCACGAACUUGGUCGGACAGAGAGAUAAGGACGCUUUUAUCCAGAUUAUAUCCAUUGCCACUCGAUUAUGAUCUAGUCAUGGAAUUUGAAAGUGAAAUAGUUAAUUGCUCACACCGCGUGAAUCUACCGAAGGUCGUCAACGUUCCGCCCGGAGAGAGAUAUCUAGAUUCCACUCUUCCGAUAGUUUCUAAAGAAUUAAUAUUGAAUUGCAAAUCAGUUUCUAAAAAAAUCCAAUCGAAAUUCGGCGAAACGAGCCGAUAUCCACAUGAAAUAAUAAAGGCUGGUAAAAAUGAAAUCUUUGAGAUGUUAACUAGUAAUAUUUCUUUAACAGUACAAUUGCUCGAUGAAAUUCGGAAGGAUCCCAAGAAGUUUAUCUGCUUGAAUGAUGACAUGGAUCCCAUUCGACAUUCUGAAAAUGAGAUUGUGCGCGCUUUGUUAAACGAUUUUUAUCGUUCGCUGUAUCCAUUGCGAAGUUCUUUCGAAUUACCAUCGCAAUAUCGAAAUCGUUUCUCUCAUCGACAUGAACUUUUCGAGUGGAGAGCAAAUCGUGCAAAAAUUAGAAAUCUAUUAUUGUGCCUUUUGGCAUUGCUCCUUCUAUUUGCAUUCUACCGUGCAUUUUAUUAUUACGCACGCAGACUAUGUAGAAUUCGAGAAUUACCGACAUUUCUUGUGUAAAGAAUCAACAAUAGAUCCAAAACUAAUCAAUGUGUGCGCAGAGUUGUACAAUAGAAUUAAUAAUGUUAAUUAUUGAUAUGUAAUUAAUGUUAAUUUAUAAAUUAAGUAAGUUUUAUGAUAUUUGAACGAUCUGCUUGUUAAGAAUUUUUUGAUUUGACAUUUUCUAAAAUUAGAUAACGAUAUUCCUGUGAUAUAAACAAUUUUUAUAAUCAAAUUUUAAUAAAAAGUAUAUAUAAACAGAACGUUAAGAUUAUGAAAUGCA
This is a messenger RNA of Pogonomyrmex barbatus (red harvester ant), 2551 nucleotides long. It is a transcript of the gene Gnptab, whose product is annotated as N-acetylglucosamine-1-phosphate transferase subunits alpha and beta. Gene Ontology annotation, molecular function: UDP-N-acetylglucosamine-lysosomal-enzyme N-acetylglucosaminephosphotransferase activity. Gene Ontology annotation, cellular component: Golgi apparatus. Lineage: Eukaryota; Metazoa; Arthropoda; Insecta; Hymenoptera; Formicidae. Gene Ontology annotation, biological process: carbohydrate phosphorylation; N-glycan processing to lysosome. The record is from RefSeq and is a predicted model, not a curated record.